Leptosia nina is the source of this 3561-nucleotide messenger RNA. The record is from the annotation of a GenBank genome assembly. NCBI's taxonomy places the organism in Eukaryota, Metazoa, Arthropoda, Insecta, Lepidoptera, Pieridae.
AUGAUGUGGUUCAAACGGGACAGGGUCCCGGAUAAGGUGGAGAACGGUCUGAACAAGCUGCGCAGGAAGAAACCGAUUCUGAAACCGACUCGCGAGUCGAGCGAGAGGGAGACAUCAACUGAAAGCGAUAAAGAGAGGCGGCGAUACUCUGAUAUAUUAGACAUGAAAGUGUCUAUGGAACGGCGGGAUGAGAGCGACGAAUCCCUCUACGAGUCUGCCGAUUGUCAAAGUGACGUCAUCUCUGCGAGCGAUGACGCACUACCUAGGCUCGGCAAAACACCGACUAUGAGUAAGGAAUCCUUAAAACUAGCUAUCACCGAUGAAGAAGGGGAAACAAAAACAAAAAAAGGACACAGGAAGACAAUGUCCCUGUCAAAUCCCUUAGAGAUAGUAAAAACUCUCGGCGACGAAUGUUUCAACUUUUUGAGACGUAAAAAAACGCCGACGUCGAUGAAACCAGUGGAAGAUGUUAUGGAAGUAGACGGUACGGCUACAGCAGACGACAUUCUUAAGACAAAACUAUUUUUGGAAGAGGAGAAACGGUUUGCCUCAAUAUCCAAAGUAGUUCCGAUAGAAACUGAUUCAGACGAUGAAAUACCAGUUAAGAAGGUGGAACACAGAAGAAGACUAAGCCGACAAACGUCUAGAAGUAAAAGUAAGGUUAGAGGGAAAAGUCAAUCCGUAAAAGUGAACACUUUGAGGAAGUCACACAGCGGCACUCUAAAGAAAGCUAAAAAGAAAAGCGUCAAAGCGCCCCUAAAUAGAAGUCGACAAGCCAGCAUCGCCGAACCAAGUCUAAUUGUCAAGAAGAAAAAUUCAGAUGCUUACAAACAAAACUCUUGGCUCUUCAGUGGUACUACAGGUGAAUCGCGGCGCGAGGGUUCCACAGAAGAGCAGUCUACACCAGACCUAGACAACGAUGCCAGUGAGAAUAACGCUAAAGAAGUACCAGAAAAAGAACACAAUUGGCGGGGUGCAAGUGCGACAUCUCGCGGUGUAAACCGCGCGGAAAGCUGCCGCGAACGAGACGCACCGAGGCGUGGGAAACAUCGCAACGCGUCUGAUCCUAACCGCCUUACUGCUCACCCAAACCAUGACCUGGAACCAGGUGCAGCCACAGCGCCAUCGGGCAGCUCGAGCAAUUCCAGCUUAUCCUCGAAAAGCAACGAGAGCAAUACAGCUGCAACGGAACAACAAGAUUGGUCUGAAGAGGAAGAGCCAUUGGCUUCCCAGUGGUCGGACAGUCUUCCACCAGGAGUGAGAGACACCAUAGUGCUGUGCGCGAGGCUUAGGAAACGGCAGGAGGUUAUACAUGAGCUAAUAGUCUCGGAAGGGUCUCACGUGCGCUGGCUGAAAGUUCUUGGCGGAGAUUUCCUCAAGCCCCUAGAAAGACAGCCGUCCCUACUACCCACUGAGGAGUUGAAGGCUCUUUUCCCCAAUCUACCCAGCGUGAAGGAACGUCACGUGAGACUAUAUUCAGAGCUCAGGGCGGUGCGAAACGAGGCACCGAACCACGUGGUGCAAAUUCGACCUAUCGCUGAUGCAUUGUUGAAUACGCUGGGUGAAGCCGGCUACGCAUCAUGUCUGUCUCACUUCUGCCGCGGGCAACGAAUGGCCCUGGACGCGCUGCGCGAGAGACGACGCAAGAACAAGGAUCUGCACCAAUUCCUCGCGGGCCGAGAACAAUUGCCGCGAUGUGGCCGGCUACAGCUGCGUGAUCUCUUGGCCUGUGUGUGGCAGAGGUUAACAAAAUACCAGCUCCUCCUAGAAGGUAUCCUGAAGACAGUAACAGAAGAUCAAAGCGAGGAAGAUGCUGAAAGCGAAGAGGACAUUGCUCAGCUUCGUAAAGCCCUCCAAACUGCGAAGGAGGUGUUGCACAGCGUAGACAUGGCUAUACGGACUGCUGAGAACGAGCACCGAUUGAAAACAAUCCAAAGCAAAUUAGAAGUACGUGUGCCCGUCGGACCCGAAUGGGAGGAACUGAGACGGCUAGAGCUGACUCAGCAUUCGCUGAGAAUGGAGGGAGAACUUCUUGUUAGGACUGAUACGAAAAAAAUGAGCGUACUCGCAUUAAUGCUAGAAGAUAGCCUAGUUUUGCUCCAACGUGAAGCUGAGAGGUUCCUGUUGAAACCGAUUGCGCAGCCUUCACAGAAUACACUACUUUCACCACUUAUUAAAUGGGACAAAGUUCUGUUCCGACCCAAUGCCGCUAUGCGCAACACGUUCUUCCUAAUGAACAUCAACGGCAUUCAAAUGCACGAGCUCUCCGCUAAUACCGCAGCGGAAUACUCAACAUGGGUGAGACUAAUACAAGAGUCGCGGCUUGCUGAAACAAAACCCACUCUUACAUCCUCGCAUCAGCACACCAGAUCGACCGAUGACUCGGGUAUAAACGUUUCAAGGAAUCCUUCAGACGCAUCCGAGAAAUCUACGUCCAGCGCCCCGCCCGACGACACCUGUGACAGCGACCGUGAAAACAGAGAAAACAAGGAAAAGGAUGUAGGAGAAAAAGAGACGCGAGAUAGAGCGUCGGUCGAGCCGGAAAGAGAAAAGGCAUCUGUAGAGCGAGAGGACAAGACGGAACGUAUGAAUAGAUCUGUGUCAGUUGAUAAGGACGAUGGAGAGGAGAAGCAUAGACGACGCGCAACUGUGGGCCGUAUAACGACGCAUGUUGAUCCCGAAGACAGCUGCGGUCUCGUAGACGGCGGGAACAUCACUAUAAGGCCGCCCAUACAAGGCGUACCCACCGCCCAGAGAGUGCUUUCACAUACAGAACGCCUAAGGCGACUCGACGAGGCGAUAUCGCGCGCUCUACAAGCGAAGAGUGCUGUUGUAGCAGAAAUUUUGGGUGUUCCGGCAGACAGCUUCAGUCAUAUGGCCGAGUUGGCAGUUGCAGAUACACUGGGGCAUGUCGAUCUCUGCGCCGAUCUCCGACCGCAUGAAAUGUCCGUGGAGGGUGAACCUGACGUGCAUCAGCUGCUGUUGGCUGCGCAGGCGCAAGCAAAUCAACUGACUGAAGCACUAAGUGGCGCACUAUCUGUAAACGAAGCAAGUGUGGUGCGCGCGCGCAGUGGUCGAUGCGAUUCAUGUAAAAAUCGGACUCUCAGGCCCUCCACAUAUGCGCAUAAUAAUGAUUCGAUGGAUAACUCGACGUUGAUCUCAGAUGAUCCAGUGGGUGACAUGUCCCGCGUGUCCGAUGCAGACGCCAGUCACGCAACACAAUCGUUUGACACGUCUUACGAAAUGUUGAAUGAUGUCGAUAAUGAGUUGCGCGAACGGACGGUUGAGAACGCUUUUGCUGAAGAGAUACGUUCGUCAAGCGCUUCCCAAUUAGCAAGCAGUCUAGUGGGCAUUUCCUGCGGCCUGCAAGCCUCUUUGGGCCGUCUCGUGGCUUUGCUGCCCGCCAUCGACACUAACAGACAAGAGUUGAGAGCGAGUCUAGCUGCAACCAGAGAACGAGUGGAAAAACUCGCUUAUGAUAGAAAAAUCAGCGAGGAGAUGUCGUUUCCAAAUGAAAACGUGGCCCACUCAAUACAGGACCAACCAAGUAAUGGAGGCUGA